Acanthocheilonema viteae is the source of this 759-nucleotide messenger RNA. Lineage: Eukaryota; Metazoa; Nematoda; Chromadorea; Rhabditida; Onchocercidae. The record is from the annotation of a GenBank genome assembly.
AUGCCGGACGGGGGUGCGAGGCCAAAAAUUACCGAUAUGCCAGUCGUGGUGGAACCGUCCUUUCCCAUGUUCACGCCGCGUCCGUUAAAAGAGAAUUUGAACAAGCAAACAGCGAAUUUAAUCCUCGUGAACACAUCACCCUACAAACUUAUCUUUAAAAUUGUUCCAAAUUCCGCAAAUAUCAACUAUUCCAUUCGUCCGGAAAUCGAUUACUUGGCACCAAAUGGUUGCCGUCUUAUUGGUAUUUCGAUAAGUGAAGCACCAGAACCAAAAAGGGAACACGAUUUCACAUACAAAGUGUUAGCAUUAAACCCUACGGAAUGUUUCGGAAUAUCAGCUGUACAGUUUUGGGAUCAAAACCAAUUAGAGAAUAAUGGUCAUCUACUUCAAGAAGCACAGUUUGUAUGUUUGGAACCAGAAGCUGAAUCAUCGCUUGCUUCCUCGUAUCACAGCAUAUCACGUAGACGAAUUGAUAAUGAACCGAAAAUAUCAUUAUCCAGUAAAUAUCCUAAACGAAUUCGACGACAUACAGUUCUGUUUGAUCAUGCGAAAACUUUAACUGAUCCACAACAUUCACCAAUAUAUUACAAGAAGCAAACAAUAUCAAAAGAUAUUUUUCCUGAAAUUAUUCAAUGUCCUUGUCACUGUGCAAAUUCUAAUCAGUACUUUUGGCAAAAGGCUGCUACAAUGCGUAGCUUUUUUUACGGAUUUGCAUUCGCAUUCAUUUGUUCCGUUUUAUUAUUUAUCCGGAAAAAAUAG